Messenger RNA from Syngnathus acus (greater pipefish), 1483 nucleotides. It is a transcript of the gene lad1, whose product is annotated as ladinin. Lineage: Eukaryota; Metazoa; Chordata; Actinopteri; Syngnathiformes; Syngnathidae. The transcript has 13 exons. The coding region runs from base 189 to 1460 and encodes 423 amino acids. Gene Ontology annotation, molecular function: structural molecule activity. The record is from RefSeq and is a predicted model, not a curated record.
UCCCUCUCUCUCUCUCUCUCUCUCUCUCUCGCUCAGGUGGGUAGCUCACCUUUGUGGUUAUGUGACACCUCAGCGAACAGGGUAAAGGUGGAUUGUUUAGUGGUGCGAUGUGGCCAGCGCCCUCCAAAGUGCCUGUCAGUUGCCUUUCAGUUUGACUCAAGAACACCGGGACAAAUUAUUCAUCCGGCAUGUCCGGCAGUCGGAGAAACUGGUCCAAUUUGUCCAGGUUGGCGCGCCAGAGGACAAUGGAGGACGAGGAGGAGGUGGAGAGGGAGCGGAGGAGGAGGGUGAAGAGCUCAAGCAGCGCCUUCGACGGCGACGACGACUUGAGUGCGCCACCCGUUGACACGCCCACAAGCAACCAGGUCUUCGACACCCCGCCUGAAACAUCUCAGGGCUCCAGCAGUGAGGAGCAGAUGCAGCUGGACUUUAUGGAGCUACUGCAUGUCCGGGAUGAGAAGCGCAGGUCGAGGCGCACGGAGUCUCUGAAGCGCCAGAAUGUGGUCAGGGAGGAUGACGAGGAGUCUGGCGGGGGAGGAGGAGGAUCCGAGGAGGAGCUAAGCGUGGAGCAACCCAUGGCUAAAUUGCAGCAGCCACAAAAAGUGACCGCAUGCUCUCCCAAGAAAAUCAACAGCCACCAAGAAAAUGGUGACCCGUCCAAGAAAGACUCACUUUCCAGGCAACCAUCCAAGCCAACGUGCAAGUUUGUCAGUUCUGUCUCGAUAUCUCUCAACAAGAGCCCCUCUGCGAGCGGGCACACAUCUCCUGUGAGCCCCCUUUCGCCGAUGACCCCUAGGUCACCUCAAGGACAAUGGUCCUCACCUUGUAGUAGCCCCUCCCCUCGAGGGCCAAGGAGCCCCAUUCCCAAUGGACACACACCAAAGACCAGCGUGAUGAACUUUUCGACCAACAAUAACACAGAGGAGACGGGGAAACCUAUCUUUAUCAGAAAGAGCUCCAGGACCGUGUCUUAUAGGAUGAUGAAGAAGAAAGAGGAGGAGAGUUCGCCAUUGCAGAGGAGUGCAAGCGUCAGGGUGGCCUCCAAAAAAAUUGAAUCCGACACAGUAAAAAUUGAAUACCUCAACGAGGACAAAUCAUCAUCUUUCCAGAGAAAUUCCGUACAACGAGUCUCCUCUCGAUCCAUCCAAGAGAAAAUGGAGAGACUGGCCCAGGCUGCUCAGAAAUCGGAAACGGGCCGAUCUCCCGACGUGAGCCAGCGUACCUUGUACCUGCUGGACGAGGUGUCCAGGAAGAGGGACCUCUUUGAGAAGGAGCCGCGACAAACGAGCCCAUUAAGCCCUUCCAAAUCCAAACAUGAAUUUCGGGGCUUCACUUCAGCAAUGUCGGACCGAAUCAACCACUGGCUUGACAAGAGCAAAGAAAUUGGAUCUACGCCCAGUGGCACGGACUUCAAACAUGUGGACAUCACCAGCAAGAGAAGUUCAUUUGAGAAGCCAUGAAAACGUCACAAAGUUCAAACCAG